GUCGAAGCCGGUAGUGUACACUGAUUUGGCGCUCCAUCGCCAGUCAUAGACGCGCACUCGGUCGGAUCGCACGUACGAAGACUUGGUUGAUGAGUAGUUCAAAGUGCGAGGACUAUUCUACCGUUGAAGCUUUGCAAGUACUUAUAACUCCAUCAACAAGCUGACCACUUGGACAGCUGGCGUUCGAACUUUGUUUCUUCGGAGCUCGGCUCAGGGGAACCCAACCAAAACGUGUGGUAUUAAGUUUUUUGGUGUGGAGUUUGGUUGAAGGACAAGCUGCUGGUGGCGUACGAUGGAAAAGAUGAAAGCUCAUCCACCCCGUAUUCUGCCAACUUUGGAUGAUGGUGGCGCCGAUUCAUACUAGAUUUGCAUUCGAAAUGCUAUAUCGGUAGUGAAAGAUGCACCUGCUUAAAUAGAAUUGGAAAUUCGCUCGUCGAGCUUCGUGCAGAGGAAGUGAAACGUAUCAGUCAGAAUAAAAUCUGCCAGUGCAGUGGUCGCUAAAGUAGUUUAUCAGGAUGCAAUUGUAAUUGCAGCGCUAAAAUACGGUUGUGUGUGGGGCGAACUGGAUGAAAGCGGGAAACUUCGAAUCAUGCUGAUAAAUAAAAAAGUGAUGAGAAAACGUAGUUUUGAAGUGCUGGGGCGAUUAUUGAGAAAAUCAUAGAAGUUGUUGACAAGCAAUGAAUCAGUAAACUGAGUGAAAGAUAGUUGAAACGAUUUGUAACGAAUUUUAGUUUUCGAAAAACACCCUGUGUUGGUGAACGCGCGCCAAGUGAAGAGUUUUGAAACAAGGAUGUUCUCAUAAGAGGAAAAAAGUAUAAUUUACGAAUUCAAGUGCGUUUCAUUAUCAACUUCAUAAUCAAAGUGAGGAGUUUGAAAACAAAGUUUCUCGACAAAGAGGAAAAAAAUAUUUUAAAAAAAAUUUAAGUGAGUUACAACUGAUACCUCUUGCCAGCGUUUGGAUGUUCUAGUGUGCUGCGCAGUGUAACGAAAUUAACGAGAAAAAGUGUAGGUGGUGAAUAGUUGAAUUCAGUUGUGUGCAAAACUAGACCGGUAACGUGUGACCAGUGAAGUUUAGUAGUUCAGCAGAAUAUAGUACAUUUGAAAUGGAAAUCAUUUGUUUGUGAAUGCGACUAUCAGCGAUUCGUCAUGAUCGGUGUAAUUUAAUUGUUUUAGCAGAUGUUUUAAAGGUGGAGUGGAAAUGAUUAUGCUAUGGGCCCGAGUCAAGCGAAACGGGCGCCCUCUGCUGCCUGUUGGUGAAUAGCGGUGUCCUCUUCCGCACGAUGAACGAGACCCAGCUCUGGUCAGCCGACUGGUGCUUCGGAAACUAUUGGCCAACAUUUCGCUAUUUGGUAUCGUGCACCAACUACAACAACACCUGGACCUCCUACUGGGGACCGGAUAUUAUCUGCGAGUACGGCAGUACUCUUUCCGGCUCAUUUUCGGUGUCAACAAAAACGGCCACACAUCCAGCAUCUGCCGUGUUGUCCGCGACAGCAACCCGCAAUCCGCUGAGAAGUGGAACAGGCAACGGAGUACCCGGCGUUGCACUAAAAUCCAGCUCGUCGCUCAUCGAUUAUAGUUCCGCUCUCGGCGCUGUUACGGUGCAGUGCUAUCAGAACUUCAAGUGCGUGCUCAAAUCAAUUAUCAGCAGCGAUUCGUCCCGGUUCAACUCAACUUCGGUGAAAAUCCCAUGGACAGAUGCUCUGUACGAGUGCAGCCCGCUGAAAGUGAUGGACGGCGCUGACAGUCUACUGAAGGAUUGCAUCGCGAAGUAUAACACCACGGUGCUGGCGCGAAACAUUGCCAGACCGGUGUCGGAGCUGCUACUCAAGCUACCGCAGCUCUCGCUAGAGAUGCUCGCUGUGAAUGGAACCACGCAUCCCUGCAUCUCACCAACCAUCGAAGGUGGCACUAGCGAUGAGGACGGUGUUAACGCAUCCAGCCGAAUCGGCCACUACCGGCAUCAGCUAGUGUGCAACAACAGUGCCGGUCAGUUUACCUUUUACGAGAAUGAUUCGUUUGAUCUCCUAAAUUCGUCCGCCAGCGUCCUGGAACCGAUUCAGUGCUUGCUGAACGUAGAUUAUGGUGAAAUUGUGCGACAGUUGGCAGGCAUGGUUUUGGUCACAAACGGUUCGGUCAACGGUGCCAGCACUCAGAUGGCACUUGAAACCGGCCUCGCGGUGCGCUACGAAUGGAGCUUCCUGUUCGUGAUGCUGUUUAUAUUUGCGGGUGGACUCGGCAACAUCCUGGUCUGCCUCGCCGUGGCCCUUGACCGAAAGCUACAAAACGUUACCAAUUACUUUCUGCUGUCGUUGGCCAUUGCCGAUCUCCUCGUUAGCCUGUUCGUAAUGCCGCUCGGUGCCAUUCCUGGUUUUCUCGGCUACUGGCCCUUCGGCGUGACGUGGUGCAACAUCUACGUGACCUGCGAUGUGUUGGCAUGUUCCGCGAGCAUCCUGCACAUGUGCUUCAUCAGUCUGGGCCGAUAUCUGGGCAUCAGGAAUCCACUCGGAAGUCGACACCAUUCAACCAAGCGGCUGACUGGCAUCAAAAUUGCGCUGGUGUGGCUGCUGGCGAUGCUAGUUUCCAGUUCUAUUACCGUUUUAGGUAUUAUUAAUAGGAACAACAUAAUGCCCGGUCCGCGAGAGUGUGUUAUAAACAACCGGGCGUUUUUCGUGUUUGGCUCUCUAGUAGCCUUCUAUAUCCCUAUGGUGAUGAUGGUUAUUACGUACGCUCUAACGGUGCAACUUUUACGGAAGAAGGCUCGAUUUUUGGCGCAACAUCCGGAAGGGGAAUUAUUUCGAAGACUUGGCGGCCGGAUAGCUGCAUCUAAGCAAUCCUCAAUGAUGGACGGCGUAGGAUUGGCAGGCCAAGCGGACACAUCUUGUUCGAUCAGUUCCCAGGAAGCACUCGAACAGCUGCGAAGAAAUAGUUUAGAUAAUAAUAACUGCAAGCAAGCGCUACAUGGUGGAAUUAGCCCUUGGAGGCUACAUGGCACCAACCUGGACAGGAUUGGUAUCAUCUCAACGUCACAUGCUGGCGCUGUCUACAGCAACGGUGAUCCCUCCCCUCCGAACGGUGGCUCAACGGGCCGAACGAUUCUGAAACGGAGCCAAAAAUUGCUGCACCAAUAUCAUCCCCAGCACCAGCGGCCGCACAACAACCACCGCCAACAUCGCCGCCAUCAGCACCCCCUGCAGCUAGGUGGUACCUGCGAUCAAAGCACUCAGACGCCCGAAAGUAUCGAGCGGGAAACGCGACGGCAGCGAUUUCGCUCCUUUCGGCUUAACUUCAACAGCGUCCCGACGCCGAAUAUUAAUUUUAAUUUGAAGUUUUUGGCCAACAAAAAACGCAGUAACCUGUCCGCGAAUGCCGUUGCCAACGAGCAGAAAGCAACCAAGGUACUGGGACUGGUGUUUUUCACGUUUGUUUUCUGCUGGGCGCCGUUCUUCAUCCUUAACAUAAUUUUUGCGGCAUGUCCUGAAUUGAAGGUUCCCGAACGGAUCGUGAACAUUUGUCUUUGGCUGGGGUACGUUUCAUCGACGAUCAAUCCGAUUAUUUAUACAAUCUUCAACAAAACAUUCAGAGCCGCCUUCAUUCGACUGUUGCGGUGUCGUUGUGAGAGAUCGGGUCGUCCAUCGCGGUACCGGUCAGUAACGGACAACCGGGGAACGGUAAGCCUGUGCACGCCGUCCGCUCUUCCGUUGGCCAUUUCCAUGCAGGGAGCUCCCCUGCUGACGCCAUCCAGUACUCAAGUAACCCCACUCAGUGACUUUCGUGGAAGCUACGAAAUCACCGAUGACGAUUGCUAGAGUCCCUCUCAUCGUUGUACCUGUUCUAUCUAAUAGAGUGUCGGAAGAUUUGCUUUUUAUUUCGGAAAAUGGGCCAAAGGCCUAUGGUAUUCUAGACUUAUUGUGGAAAUAAUGGCAAUCGUUGAAUUAAGAAUAAUAUAGCUAGUUUAUUUAGGUGUACUCGCACAACUAAGUACAAGCGUGAAGUUUAUUCACUAGUCAGAUGUGUGGAAAGCCGCAACUUGAGCAAUACAAACAAAUCGUGUCACAAAUAACGAGCUGUACUCAAUAAUCUUAUUGUAAAAUCGAUGUUUAGAACGACAGGAUGUUAGUUAAUAAAAUGGAAUUCCCUUGAUUAGAAAGCAA
Molecule: messenger RNA, 4154 nt
Organism: Wyeomyia smithii (pitcher-plant mosquito)
Lineage: Eukaryota; Metazoa; Arthropoda; Insecta; Diptera; Culicidae
Gene: 5-HT2A
Product: D(2)-like dopamine receptor
Exons: 9
Coding region: 1281-3809 (842 amino acids)
Biological process (GO): G protein-coupled receptor signaling pathway, coupled to cyclic nucleotide second messenger; serotonin receptor signaling pathway; chemical synaptic transmission
Cellular component (GO): dendrite; membrane
Molecular function (GO): neurotransmitter receptor activity; serotonin binding; G protein-coupled serotonin receptor activity
Source: RefSeq, a predicted model, not a curated record